CCGAACGAGCUGGGCGGCCGGGGCAGGGCGGGGGCUGAGUCACGGCGGCGGACGGCUCUAGCGGCGGGAUGAGGCGGGCGGCGACGGGCGAUCCCCGGCCUCAGUGAGGCUGCCGAGGCCUUCCUCCCGGUCCCCCCUCCUUCUCUUCGGCCCGCCGGCACCAUGAUGGAGGAGAUCGACCGCUUCCAGGUGCCCGCCGUGCGCGCCGAGAUGCAACCGUUGGAUCCAGCAGCAGCCUCCAUCUCGGACAGAGACUGUGAUACGAGAGAGGGUGAGACUGUAGCCAUGAACUACAAACCAUCUCCUCUGCAAGUCAAACUAGAGAAACAGCGAGAGCUGGCUCGGAAGGGGUCCCUGAAAAAUGGCACCAUGGGGAGCCCGGUUAACCAGCAACCCAAGAAGACUAACGUCAUGGCUCGAACAAGGCUGGUUGUUCCUAAUAAAGGCUACUCCUCGUUAGAUCAAAGUCCUGAUGAAAAGCCAUUGGUGGCUCUGGACACGGACAGUGAUGAUGACUUUGACAUGUCCAGAUAUUCCUCCUCGGGAUAUUCUUCAGCUGAGCAGAUCAACCAGGACUUGAAUAUCCAACUUCUCAAGGACGGAUACCGGUUGGACGAGAUCCCGGACGACGAGGACCUUGACCUGAUUCCGCCCAAGUCCGUCAACCCCACUUGCAUGUGCUGUCAAGCCACCUCUUCCACUGCCUGUCACAUCCAGUAACGGGGGACGCCUGGCCAAGCCGAGGGCGACCGGCGCGGCGCGUUCCAUUAUAACUGUAAAACUUAACAGCCAUUGCUUCCUCCUAUGGUAGGACGUGCACCUCUUUGUGUUCAUAGAGUCAGGAGAAACCAAAAAAAAAAAAAAUUAAUAAUAAUAUUAACCAUUUUGAGAUCCUCUUCUCUCUCUUUUCUUUUUUUUUUUGUUUGUUUGUAUGAGUUAAAACUGCAGUAAGUGAGAGGUGAGAUAACACUGUACAGGAAAAAUCCAUUUAUCUCUUUGGAAUUCAGGGCUGGUUUCAAGAUUCAUGCAUAGAGUUCCAAAGACAGGUGGACGGAUUGGCUGAGGAUGUUGUAGGGCAGGCCUAUCCAACCUCGGCAACUUUAAGACUUGUGGACUUCAACUCCCAGAAUUCCCCAGCCAGCAUGCGCUGGCUGGGGAAUUCUGGGAGUUGAAGUCCACAAGUCUUAAAGUUGCCGAGGUUGGAGACCUCUGCUGUAGCUCUACUUGACCAAUUUUGUUCCAGGUGCAGGAGAAGGAAAACAGUCUUUGAUCAGAAAUUAAGGGGACUUUAUUUUGGGGGCAGGGGAAGCUGAAUAAGAGGGAGAGGAGGAGAGCAAGAACGAAAUACCAGAUUUUUUUUUUAUUUUAUUUUUUGCUAAAGAGGAAUUGGCCAGGAGGAAUUCAUACCAAACAUGGAUUACAGGGAACUAGUAACAGUGUAACACCAAACAGUGGUGGCCACUGAAACAUGAAAAAAAAAAUGGAAUAUAGAACCAGGGCUCCCCUCACUCCAUAGUCUUACCUACUCACUAAACACAAACCCUAACAUAAGUCUACCAACUCCGAGAAGCAGCAUUGCUCACAAUGUAAAUCUUGAUUUCUUCAAGACGAGAAGAUCUGCAUUGGGCUGUUUUUCUCCUGCAUUUGCAAAGCAAGAGGUCCUUUAGCUUCUGAGGAUCAGGGGUCAAGCUGCUGCCCUAAGCAGAUCUUGGCUUGUAGUGCCCACUGGGGUGGGGUGGGGGGUCCUUGGUGCGCUCUGAUUGUGGUUGUUUUCUUGCAGACGUUUCAUGACCCAGCUAGGUAACGUCAUCAGUAUUAGUGAUGUUAUCUAAUUUGGGUAAUGAAACAUCUGCAAGAAAACCACCAAGCUCAGAGAGCACCAAAGACCCUUUAUUUCAACCCUGAGCAAUCAAUAUUCUCCUAUAUCAGUGCCCGCUGGGUUCAAAAACAGGAUUGUGGCUACUUACAGAGGCUCCUGAUGAGUCCAGAAGGCGACACCCUUUUGUCCCAAGAUCCAGCUGGCCAGACCCAGCACCUGCCUCCAUUCUGGACCUGGGUCAGUGACAAUUCCCCACGGCCAACUCACCACAGUCAACUUGCCGCGGGGCGAGAGUUAUACUGUUAAAAAGAAAUGGUGGCAUAGAGUCAUUAAAGGAAGGAACAUGACCAUGAAACGUGAACGAUAACAAUUAAAAUAUUUUUUUAAUUCAUUUUAAAUCAUUCAAUGGAAUUGCUAAAUUGUCCUGCGGUGAGUUGGCUGCGGCAGUUCCAUCUGGAGCCAGAACAGUUGGGCUUGCCUAAAGACUUCUUGGCCUAAAUCCUCUCCUGUUACUGGAUGCCAACUAGCAUGCUCAUGUCCUUGACAGAUUGGUGCCCUGUUCGGCCAUCGCCAUUGCUUGUAAAUAGGCUGCUUUUGCAGCGUUUGUAUAAAAACUACCGGCCACCUGUAGUAAAGGAGAGAGAAAAAAAAAUAACAAUAACCAAAACUGAUGAUUAUUCUGCUUUGCUAAACUCAGACUGUGCCAAGCUUUGCAACCUAACAGAGAAAAUAUUUGAGUAUAUCUAGAGACAAAACCAAUAUGGCGGAGUCACUGUCCCUAUCCAAGCCUGCUCAUCUUCGGGGACUUCUCUGCUCCAAACUGGGUUUUAGGAUUUGUCCCCUGGCUCACCAACUCUCCCCUCCUGAGCACAAAUUCGGACUGCUAUCUUCUCCUGAUAGAGUAUUUAUGUACGUGGGUACUACAUAUAUUCCCAUCCUGGUUAGCAGUUCCACCCGUUGUCCGUGGAUUAAAGUGAUCCUGGGUUUUGGGAAGCAGAGUUUCUUUCAUGGUCCUCUUGGAGAAGAGGGAGCUGCAAGAGAAAAUGAGAUUAUUUUGGAAACGUGAUACAGGAGAUGGCAGGUUUCUUCUGUUGAGUUGAUCUUUUGAGUUAAGGACCAGCAAAAACUUCAUGGGAUGACUAGAACCAUGGCAAAGGCUGACACCCUCCCCCCAAAAAAUGACCUUAUUAGUGAUUAAUGUAGGCCAGAGAAGUUUCCCUUUAAUAAUAAAAAAAGACAUCCUUAAUCCCUUUGAAAAGCUUCUACCUAGAGAUUAACUCAUCUGUAUUUGAUUUUCACACAUGGUUCCUUCAAACGGAUAACAGUGAUUUUUUUUUAUUUUAUUUUUUAAAAAGAAUCUUUGCACUGCUUAACGUGAUUAUGACCUCCUACCUUUGUGUUUCUAGCCAAACGCUUUGUCAUAUAUUUUUUUUCUCCACUAGGAUUUGGGGGAUUGCAAAAGGACUGUGCUUUGAAUUUGACCUUUGUUCGUAUUUGGGCCCCCGAGAGAUCAGAUGGGUAAAUAUUACGGGCCCGCUCAGCCCCUUCUUUUGACCCGGAUGUGCGUUGUGUCAAAACUCUGAUGAAAAGAUAAAUUUUCCUCUUUCGGUCUUCACAAAAGUUCUUGGAGAGAAAGCUCUUUUAGCAAGGUCAGUAUGGUAGUACCGUAAAUGCCGGCGUACAAGGCGACCCGGCGUAUAAGACGACCCCCGUCUUUAUAGCCGGGCCGCAUUUCUAGAACGUCGUCUUAUACGCCGGAAACUACUAGUAUUUCCGGCGUGUAAGACGACUCGGCGUAUAAGACGACCCCCGUCUUUGGCGCCGAUUUCAGUGCUCACGGAAGUCGCCUUAUACGCCGGCAUUUACUGUAUAUACAUUUUUAAAAAAACAUUAUUUUUGGCAUCUCCUUGCCUUUGUGUCUUUGUGUUUUCUAAGAAAGAGACAGAGUAGAAAAGAGGAAAAAUUAGCAAGGCUUUCAAAGGGACUUUUUUUUUCCAAAAGGCAACUGGAUUUUCUUGGUUUUCUUGAUGUUUUGCUUCUCAUCCAAGGAGUUUCUUCAGUUCUGACUGAAUGGUAGAGGAUGGAAGGAUUUAUAGUCCUCGCAGUUGUCUAGUCGUUAGCUCUCUCUCUCUCUCUCUCUCUCUCUCUCUCUCUCUCUCUCUCUCUCUCUCUCUCUCUCUCUCUCUCUCUCUCAGUCGUUGAGGCCACUUGGAGAUUUAUCUGUGCCCUCAGGGUCAGCUGAAUCGGAGUGCAAAAGGGUAUGGAGCCUUCUCGGAACUGCUGACAGGACACUAAGAUGGAUCUGCCAUUUUUUUCCCUCUUAGGGACAUUAACCCAGAAGGAAAUGUCCUCAUCUGGGGGCUUUAGGCAGUGCAGGAACCUUCCGUUCUCACUUGAGGGACUGCCUUCCUGCUCAUGCAGCCGGGUUAUGCCCAAAAGCAAGUAAGUUUAGACAGAGUUGGUGGUCCUCCAUGCACGCUUUCCUGCCCUCGUUCCCUUCCAGGGAAGGGGCCUAUUUGCAGCAAACGUGGAAAGAACCAAAGCCAUUCUGGAUGCGACCAAGUCCUGCAUCUGCUCUGAAAGAUCAAGGUCCCUGGGGUAGGGUCUCCUUCCUUGUGGGAGAUGCGCAAGCGACCCGGUCAAAUUGUACACGUGUCGGGGAAGGGAGGGAGAUAGCAGGAAAAGUCAGAGGCCUAACUUACUUCUCCGAAGGAAUCUUGGCACCCGUGUCCAAGAUUCCUUCCUUGCAAGCUCGGCUGAAUUGCACACAGCCCUUGUUCUUCAAGUUCUGUUGUUUCUUAUCGGGCCAUACCUAUUCUGCUGAAAGGUUGGUAACUCUCUUCUCUCUGUCCUCAGCUUAUCCUCCUCCUAACCCUUGGAGGCAGCUUAAAACACCCUCCCCCAAUAAAUCAGCUGCCCCACAUUUAUCCCAAGAACGUCCCACAGUGCGUCUGCAGGAAAUUCAGGAGCUAAAAUGGAGGAAGGCACAUAUUUACCCAAAAUGCAGGAGCUAAAAUGGAGGAAGGCGUGUAUUUACCAACCAAGCAUCUUGACAGAAUAACAGAGUUGGAAGGGACCCUGGAGGCCUUCUAGUCCAACCCCCUGCUGGAGCAGGAGACCCUGGC
Molecule: messenger RNA, 4944 nt
Organism: Crotalus tigris (Tiger rattlesnake)
Lineage: Eukaryota; Metazoa; Chordata; Lepidosauria; Squamata; Viperidae
Gene: FAM219A
Product: family with sequence similarity 219 member A
Exons: 6
Coding region: 163-720 (185 amino acids)
Source: RefSeq, a predicted model, not a curated record